AUGAAUCACAUUAAGUGGCCCAAUGAGGCCAAUAUUGUGCCAUAUAAACGUCCGAAGACCUUGCAACAGAUUACUGGACUGUUCUAUAACGCGGGCUUUUUAUUCAGUGCCAUGUACCUGCUGACUUCCCUUAUUCUGCGCCCAUUGCUGCUUAGAAGUCACAACCAGCGACUUGAAAUGUCCUAUAUUACCUUGCUGAGGCUCCGGAAGCUUGUCAACGACCUGGCCAAGCGCUUGAAGACGACGCCUGUGACAGUCAUCGGAUUCAACGAGAGGGUCGCCGAAGGUACCAACAGCGGAGUGAAAUACGUCGACAGAUGCAGCCAAACAUCCCAGGAGGACUUUGAGCAAGCGAAUAUGCAUCUCCCACACACGGACCCUUCAACGGAGAAUUGGGAACGCAUAAAUGGGCGUAUCUCCCAAGCAAUCACAAGCCUGAACUCAUUUGCCUACGAGAACGCGCAUACCCUCGACCAUUGUGACCGGUUCAGCUUCGAGGCAAAGCUGUUAGCGGAUUCACUGGACCAGCAUAGGGAUACCUCCUUCAAUAAAAAGUGUACUGAAAUAAGCGACACCAUUAUUGAGCUCAAAAGCUGGUUCAUCCGCGGAUCAGUACCAAGUUAG
This is a messenger RNA of Eremothecium gossypii ATCC 10895, 624 nucleotides long. RefSeq names its product Pex17p (gene PEX17). Lineage: Eukaryota; Fungi; Ascomycota; Saccharomycetes; Saccharomycetales; Saccharomycetaceae. The transcript has a single exon. The record is from RefSeq and is marked provisional. The coding region runs from base 1 to 624 and encodes 207 amino acids.